Molecule: messenger RNA, 2799 nt
Organism: Mus caroli (Ryukyu mouse)
Lineage: Eukaryota; Metazoa; Chordata; Mammalia; Rodentia; Muridae
Source: RefSeq, a predicted model, not a curated record
GAGUUUCCAUGUGGGUACUAGGACCAAAUGCCAGUCUUCUGGAAGAGCGGCCAGUGCUUGUGACCACGGAGCCACUUCCCAGUCCUGCUGGUGUUAGUUUCUAGGAGAAAAACAGCUCAGUGCGUUUCCAAGGUUGUCUGCAACUUUGAAGGGAACCCAGCCUGUGAGUCUAAUAAAAGCCCUCAGGACUGAUCUGGCAAUACUGGGGGAAGGACCCUCACUAAGGAAGCCCUGGUGGCUGUUUUUACAGAACAAUACUUCCUGAUGUAGAAAGAGGUUAGCUGGCAUAUUAAGUGAAAACAAGCUUACCAAAAAUGAUUUCAUUUCUAUAGAAAUAAAAUGUGGCCAAGCUGGGUGACGUAACUCUUACUUAGGGUCUUAGCACUUUAGGGGGCAGAGGCAGGAGGAUUGCCACAAGUCAAGGCCAACUUGACCUGGAUAGUAAGUUCCAGGCCAGCCAUGGCUAUCUAGCAAGAGCUUGCUCAUAAACAAAGCAAUCACAGAAAGUAUGUGAACACAGUUAUAGAAGGAGAAGUGGGAUGGUCUCAGGAAAGGACCUGGGAGUCGGGGCUGGGGCUGGACUCGGUUAGUGAAGGACUUGCCUAGUGUGCACGGAGCCCAUGGUUUGGCCUCCAGCACCACAUAAACUGGACGUGCUGGUGAAUGCUUGGGUGGUGGAGUAGGGCAUGAGAAACGCAAGGUCAUCCUCCACCGCGUAGGAAAUUUCAGCCUGAGCUACGUGAAACAGGAGUCUUAAAAAACAAAAUAAAAACUAGCAACAGGCAGAGCAGAGUAUCCAGCAUGCUGUCCCGACGCCUUGGUAAGCGCUCCCUUUUGGGAGCCCGGGUGUUGGGACCUAGUGCUGCUGAAGUGCCAUCAGGGGCCAGCCUGCCUCUGGAACCACAGAUAGAAGUGCCGGAAGGAGCCAUGUCCCUGUCCCCACUCACCUCUAAGGACCCCGUGUGCCAGGAGCAGCCCAAGGAGCUCCUCAAAGCUCUGGGAACCUCAGGCCACCCACAGGUGGCCUUUCAACCUGGACAGAAGGUCUGUGUGUGGUAUGGAGGUCAGGAGUGCAAGGGCCUGGUGGAGCAGCACAGCUGGGCUGAGGACAAGGUGACUGUCCGGCUGCUGGACCAGAAGUUACAGAUUUGCUGUAAAGUGGAAGAGGUGUGGCUGGCGGAGCUGCAGGGUAGCACAUCCCACGUGCCAGCCUUGGAGCCCGGAGCCCAGGUGCCAGCCUACAGACCGGUGUCUAGGAACAUCGACGUCCCGAAGAGGAAGUCGGAUGCGGUGGAGAUGGACGAGAUGAUGGCUGCCAUGGUGCUGACGUCUCUGUCUUGCAGUCCCGUUGUGCAGAGUCCUCCUGGGGCUGAGCCCAUCUUCUCUGUUUCCCGUGCAGCCUGCGGUGACCUGUGGAAGGAGAGCGGUGACGUAUCAGACAGCGGCAGCAGCGGGCACUGGAGCGGGAGCAGUGGCAGCUCUACCCCCUCGCCGCCCCAUCCGCAGGCCAGCCCCAAGUACCUGGGGGAUGCCUUUGGGUCUCCCCAAACUGAUCAUGGCUUUGAGACUGAUCCUGACCCUUUCCUGUUAGACGAACCGGCCCCACGAAAGAGGAAGAACUCUGUGAAGGUGAUGUACAAGUGCCUGUGGCCCAGCUGUGGCAAAGUUCUCCGUUCAAUUGUGGGCAUCAAACGACACGUCAAAGCCCUCCACCUGGGGGACACUGUUGACUCUGAUCAGUUCAAGCGGGAGGAAGACUUUUACUACACAGAGAUGCAGAUGAAGGAAGAAUCUGCUCUGGCUGUGGCUGCUCCCCCUGCUCCUGGGACACCUAUGGGUGAGCCAGCGUCCACCUCCAGGGUGACCAGCCCGUCCCUUGCUGCUCUUUCAUUGCCUCCAGCCAAGGUCCAGUCGUCUGGCCCAGAACACCCUGGCCUGGAGUCUUCUCUGCCCUCAGUUGCACUCAGCAAGUCAGCUCCUGGCUCCUUCUGGCACAUUCAGGCUGACCAUGCAUACCAGGCUCUGCCAUCCUUCCAGAUCCCUGUUUCCCCCCACAUCUACACCAGCAUCAGCUGGGCUGCUGCCCCUACCACCACCUCCUCCCUCUCUCCGGUCCGGAGCCGUUCUCUCAGCUUCAGCGAGCCCCAGCAGCCGCCAUCUACAGUGAAGUCUCACCUGAUUGUCACCUCCCCACCCCGUGCUCAGAGCAGCACCAGGAAAGCCCGUGGAGAGGCCAAGAAGUGCCGUAAGGUGUACGGCAUCGAGCACCGGGACCAGUGGUGCACAGCCUGCCGGUGGAAGAAGGCCUGCCAGCGCUUCCUGGACUGAGCCUGCCUCCACUAGUCCUGCUUCUCACCCUGCCUGGCAGCCGGGAAGCCUCCAGGCCUGCAGCCAUCAGCAGAACACAGGGAGAUGAUGUGGCAUGGAUGUGGGCAGCUGGGGCUCCAUUGGCUAAGAUAGAACACUUAAAAACACUUUUCUCCCCCUUGUUGGGAGUGCUUUAUUUUUUAAAAGCAAACCUAAAUGAAACUAUUUUUCCCCUUAAAAUAGGAGAGAGCCAAAAUUGACCAAGGGUAUUCUGCAGCGAACCGGAGACCAAAGAGUUACCCCUACCCCUACCCCAUCCCACCCUCUCUGGGACUACAUAUGCAUCAAGAGUAGGACAGGAUGCCACCUUGCCUGGUUUUGUUCUGAGCUGGUGAAUCCUUUGCUCUUUCAGCUAUUCCAGAGUGGACUGUGAGCAAAUGAAUUUCUUUCUUUCUCUCUCUCUUUCUUUCUUUCUUUCUUUCUUUCUUUCUU